AUGCCCCCAAGACGAGGUAUUGUCAAGUCGGGCAAUGCGGGAAAUUCCUCAAAGCAGUCCAAGCCUGCUGAGCCCGCGGCCCCGGAGGAGAAACCUCUAUUUCCUCCUGGUUCCAAAUAUCCUCUGAGUUUACUCCAUGAGAGGUGCCAAAAGAACGGAUGGGAAAAGCCAAUAGUUGACGCCGUGAGUCGGAGACAAGACAAUGGUUUUUCCUUCGUCGUGAUGUUGAGCCGAAUCAACAAGAGGACAUCCCAGAGAGAGUCUGUUCGGCUCGAGCCCCAUCCACUACGCGUUAUGCCGAGUGCGCUGGAAGCACGACAUUGGGGUGCGACCUACGCGUUAUACCGUUUUUGCAGCGGAAUACAAUUAAACCUUGUCUUACCUCCGGGGCCUCGCGAGUACUGGAAUGAGCUCUCCAUCGAACAUAAGAACGCCCCGGAACAUCAGAAAUGGAUGUACGAAGCCGAUCCCUUCGCAGCACGGAAGGCCGUCGAGGAGAGGCAGACCCGUGCCGCGGAGAAGCGGGAUGCGUCCGCUAAAGGCACAGAUGCCCCCAGCCGAAAUGCGCAGACAUCCAGGGAGUUCGAAAACGCACCAGAAGCGAAGAUGGCCAGCUCGCUGCGUGAGCUAGUGGAAGAUUCCAUCAAGAAGGCAAUAGCCCUUUUCCCUGAAGCAGGAGAUGCAGAGCCUUCCACGGUUCCCUCAGAUGCGGCUGCGCAAUUGCUCCAGCAAUUGACUUCGCUCGGCUUCAAACAGGCCCAGGCUCGAAAUGCGGUGGCCGCGUUGUCACAACCAUCAGCACUUGCGCAAAAUCUGUUGCGCGCCCAGCCACCGCUGCAAGCAUGCAUAGAAUUCUUGAUUCUCCAGAUUCCAGAAUGCGACCUGCCCCCGCGGUUUUUGCCAUCUAUGAACACGUAUAAUCCCUUCGUGAUGUCUGCUCAUGCGGGAACCGAUGAUCUCAAGAAGCGUUGGAUGGAAGAGAGAGCCGUCAAGGACUGUGGCUGGCCAGUACGCGCUGUUAAGGAAUGCCUCACUCAAGGACAUUUAGCCGAGAGCUGGCCUCUCCUGCUGGCUGCUCUCAAUACAAAACUAGUUGGAGAUCACUGGGCCGAUGUGGAACAGGAAUCCGUGCGCACAACUGGUCAAAUAAUCGAUAUGGACGAAGACGAACUCGAGGCUCUGGGCGCGUACAUGUCUGAACAAAAUGAGCUUACCAUUCCCCUCCCCAUUGCCCCGAUGAAGCUCGUUCUUCCUCUGCCCACAGACAGGAAAACCAUCAAGCGUGACAUCCCUCCACCCAUGUACAUUUUGUCGACCACUGUUCCUGCGUACGUGCGAUUGCAUAUAGUAUCGCAACUCAUAUGUUCUUUCAAGGAAGGCACCCUCGUUGAUCCUGGCGAGAGCUUUGUCAUGGCCGCUGUGCGAUUGGUUGAAGAAGAGUGGGUGAGAAUAGAGGAUCACGGAACACCGGACAUUUCUAUAGUGCUGCAGCAUUUGACGAGCUCGCCAGUAGCUCUACAUGAAGAGUCUUCUCCAGAAGCACCCCAGAGCUCCAGCAACGGGCAUGGCCGUAAGCGAAUGACAGGCGUACGUCGAGACGACCGCACCAACGCUCGCGUGAAAGAAGAAUUCUUGGCACUCUGCCAAAGUCAGAAAUAUACAGAGAUGCUGGAAUCUCGAAAGAAACUUCCUGCGUCUGCUUCUGAAAAUAAAUUCCUCAAGCUCCUGGACAAACAUCGAUGUGUUGUCGUUGUAGGAGAAACAGGAUGCGGGAAAACCACACAGCUACCACAAUUCGUGCUCGACUCGAUGAUCCUGAGUGGACAAGGGUCGGAAGCAUCCAUUAUUGUCACACAACCGCGCCGAUUGUCCGCGAUUGGUGUUGCUGCGCGAGUCUCUGCGGAACGUCUGGAUGACGGCUCGGUAGGAUAUGCCAUCCGGGGAGAAAGCAAACAAGACAAAAGGACGAAACUUCUCUUCUGCACCACCGGUGUCGUAUUGCGGCGGUUAGGGGCUGGGGAAAGACUAGCCCAUGUCACACACGUCAUCGUAGACGAGGUUCACGAACGGUCAGUGGACGGUGACUUCCUUCUGUUAGAGCUCAAAGAGCUAUUGCGUACGCAUCCAAAGCUGAAGGUUGUUCUAAUGUCCGCCACAAUCAACCAUGAGGUCUUCGUGAAGUACUUUGACAGCGCGCCAUUGCUCUCAAUUCCAGGGUUCACCCACCCUGUAGAAGACAGAUACCUCGAAGAUAUUUUGCCUUUGAUCGACUAUCGUCCCGCGACAUCUAAUCGCUUUGUGAAAGGACGGGAUGCAGAGGAAGAAAGCAAGCGUCUGCAAGAGGAACUUAACAGCCGAGGACUCGAUGACGAUUCAGUGAAAGCCAUCCAGAAGAUUAGCCGGUCCGAUAGAAUUGACUUCGAUCUCAUAUCUGCCGUCGUUGAACACAUCGUUUCCACGGCACAGAAACGAGGUGCAAUCUUAAUCUUUCUCACUGGAGUGCAGGAGAUACGGCAGUGUAUGGAGAGGCUAAGUAAUAUUCCAAGAGCCAAGAUUUUUCCACUUCAUGCGAAUUUGUCGAGUGACGAGCAACGCCGCGUAUUUUCUCACACGUCGGAGUGGAAAAUAAUCGCGGCCACUAACGUAGCCGAGACAUCUAUUACCAUCGACGAUGUCAUCUAUGUCAUUGAUGCAGGGAAAGUAAAGGAGACGCACUAUGACCCCGAAGUAGGUCUAACGAGGCUGGACGAACAAUGGGUGACUCGUGCCGCUGCUAAGCAAAGACGGGGACGUGCAGGACGAACUCAACCUGGCGUGUGCUACAAACUCUACACCAGACGGCAGGAGUCCAAAAUGGCACCGUUCCCAGUCCCCGAGAUCAAACGAGUUCCCUUGGAGAGCAUCGCACUCACAGUCAAAGUUGUACACAAGGAUGUGAAGUCAUUCCUGUCUCGCGCUCUCGACCCACCGGAGAUCUCAGCUGUCGAUCACGCUCUUUAUGUCCUAGAGGAGCUUUCAGCCAUAAAUCAAGAUGGGGAGCUGACGCCUCUGGGGCGACACAUGGCAAUACUCCCAGUUGAUCUCAGGCUCGGAAAGAUGCUGAUUCUUGGCACCAUAUUCCAAUGCUUGGGACCGAUGCUUACAGUAGCGGCGUGCUUAUCAUCCAAACCUAUCUUCAUGAGUCCUAUGGACAAGCGGGACGAGGCGACACGUGCCCGUGCACGGUUUGCGACAGGUAAUAGCGACCUGUUGACCGACGCACACGCAUACGAUGAAUGUAUGCGCCUACGCUCGGAAGGCAAGUCACAAGGUGCCCUGCGCGCGUUCUGCGAGGAGAAUUUCAUCUCUCCGACGACUGUUCGCGAUAUAACGUCAUUACGACAAGACUUUCUUGCCUCCCUGUCCGAACUCGGCUUUGUACCCAGCUCGUCCAAGCCCUCAGACCCAGAACUCAAUGUCAACAGCGCGAACGAGAAUCUGCUCAAGGCCGUAAUCCUGGGCGGCUUCUGGCCCCGGGUCGCUCGCGUCCACCUUCCGAAGUCUGCCAUCAAGUUCGACCGCGUGCAGGCGGGCACAAUCCAACGCGAGAACACCGCGAAGGAGUACAAGCUCUAUGACCUAAAGGAGGGCCGCGUGUUUCUGCACCCCGGAUCAAUCCUGUUUGGCGAGUCAGCCUGGAAGUCGCCGUUCGUCACGUACUUUGCGAAACAUGCCACCACCAAGGUGUUCUUGCGCGAUGCAACGGAGGUCCCAAUCUAUGGCAUGCUGCUUUUUGGAGGAGCCGUGUCUGUGAACCACAUCGGCGGAGGAUUGACUGUCGGAAGCAAAGACGCGGUAGUCAAGCUGAAAGCGUGGCCGCGCAUCGGCGUGCUGGUCAACCAGCUGCGCCACCUCUUGGACGCACAGCUCAAGCUGUGCAUCGAAGAGGGAACAAUUCUUGGUGUAGGACAGGCAAACCCUGUGAUGCGUGCAAUCCUGGCAUUGGUAGAGCACGAUGGACUGACACAGUAA
Postia placenta MAD-698-R-SB12 is the source of this 4011-nucleotide messenger RNA. RefSeq lists its product as hypothetical. NCBI's taxonomy places the organism in Eukaryota, Fungi, Basidiomycota, Agaricomycetes, Polyporales, Adustoporiaceae. The transcript has 18 exons. The coding region runs from base 1 to 4011 and encodes 1336 amino acids. Gene Ontology annotation, molecular function: RNA binding; ATP binding. The record is from RefSeq and is a predicted model, not a curated record. Gene Ontology annotation, cellular component: intracellular anatomical structure.